Parasteatoda tepidariorum (common house spider) is the source of this 1108-nucleotide messenger RNA. Its product is annotated as synaptotagmin-C. The record is from RefSeq and is a predicted model, not a curated record. Gene Ontology annotation, molecular function: clathrin binding; phosphatidylserine binding; calcium-dependent phospholipid binding. NCBI's taxonomy places the organism in Eukaryota, Metazoa, Arthropoda, Arachnida, Araneae, Theridiidae. Gene Ontology annotation, biological process: calcium-ion regulated exocytosis. Gene Ontology annotation, cellular component: exocytic vesicle; plasma membrane.
UCUAUUGAUACCACGAAUCAUAUAAAUAAUUAGUUUUUUCAUUGUAGGAAGCAGGAGAACUGCAACACAGAUUAUAUGGUGGACGGUGCAAUCCUUAUUUCAUUAUAAGUCUUUAUGACCAGAAAGGAUUCAACAAAAAGAAAAGACGCAAAUCUGGUCCAAUACCUCUUCAUCAAUUUUACUCGACGGUGGUAAAAAAAAGCCAGCAUCCAGUUUUCAAUGAAUCGUUUUUCUUCCCGAUGGAAAACAAUGGUUUGAAGAAAUGUACUUUGAAACUGGAAGCAUGGGAUCAAGAUAAAUUGGCAAAUGAUACAAUUCUUGGGGAAGUUAGUUUUAAUUUGAAAGAUAUCGCUUCCUAUCUUUCACAAGAGCCAUCCAAAGAAAUGGAUCUCAAUCUUAAACUUCAAGAGUCAAAAGUUACUUACGGACAAUUGCUUUUAGGACUCUGUUAUCUUCCUACAGCUGAAAGAAUGACAGUUGCAGUUCUCAAAGCAAAUAAUUUAAAACAACAAACAGAAAAAUGUGAAGGUGCAGCAUUUUAUGUUCAAGUGAUGGCAAUUUAUGGUGGAAAAAUUUUUGAAAGAAGAAAAACCUCAAGUCGAUCCUCAUCUCAAUUUCCGGUUUUCAAUGAGAUGCUCAUGUUUGAUGUACCCUUUACAAAGCUAGAUCACAUAGUUUUAUUGGUUGCAGUUUAUAACACGAUUCCUGCAACUUCUUUGGAUGAACCAGUUGACACACAGAGGCAAAAAAAUAAAGAUGUAUGCAUAGGAAAAGUUGUGAUAGGUUCCUCAGGCAAGAAGAACAUACUGAAUCACUGGAAUGCAAUGAGAAAUUCUCCAAGAAGGCAAGUAAUACAGUGGCAUGAACUAAGAUAGAUUGCUUGUGCAACAUUAUAUAAAAAGACGAUAUGCUAGUAAUUUUCUUACGAAGAAAUACAAAGUAUUUGUAAUACAUAUACUUGGUGGAAUAUUAUACCAUUUAAUCACUGUCAUAAAAAAUGGAAUAAGUUCAAUUUGGAUAAAGAAAAAAAUUAUAAUUGAAAUAGCAUAUAUUUUGAGAAGAUCAUAUUGUUGUGGUAUUAAUAAAAUGUGUUUGUGUGUGUUGUGAA